AUGGACCCCUCUAGAUCCCAAGAUGAUCCCCCUCCGCGCUUUAUUGAUAACCCAAACAACAACGCGAUGAACCAGCCUGACCCGUCUGACUUUGACAUCGCUGAUUCUUUGAAUCGCAUGUCUCUGGCAAAUGCUGCGGCAAUCCCACUACCAACUUCGCCAUCUCUUUUAUCGCCUAACGAUGUCUCAUCGCGCCCCAUCCCAGUCAACCAACAACCCGCUCCAAGACGCACCCCCAGCUCCAGCUCUCUGCGCGACGAACGUCGCAAAUCAAUCCCUGCCCUACAAAAGCGCCAGUCAACCGCGUCGCUACGAUCCGUUUCUGUAACCAACGGCCCCUCUUCUCCACUCGCCGACUCGUCGCGUCGUUCCUCCGCUAAUUUCGCGGGGUCCCCGACCUCCGCCGCGUCGCCCGCAAUGUUGCCACCGCGGCUCGCGUUUGCCCCUCCAGAGCCCCAGGGCCCCACGGCAGCUUCCAUCGCGGCAGAACACUUCCAGAAAGAGGUCGAUCUACACCAUGCGGUCGAUCUGGGUUCCAAAACAGUCGUUGUGAUCCACGAUGCAUGUUACGGCCAUCGCUUCUCACGCCCGCGAACAACCAGAGCGCAACUAAGUACCAUCGUGGAAAGACCAGAGCGGAUUCGUGCUUGUGUAGUAGGCAUCGCUGCUGCUUAUGUUCGUCUCGGUCGUCGACAUGCUGGGGAACUAUUUGCGCCUCACCCACAGCUUGAUCUGCAUCUCUUACCUCCGCCACCAUUCCAGAUUCGCAAAUCGUCGCGCUCAUUGCCACUGACCGAUGAAGCUGUUACUAGCGUCCAUGGAAAUCUAUGGAUGACAGAGCUCAAAGGCAUGUGUGAUCUUGCAGAAUCGCGCCUCGCCUUGACUGGAAAAGAACUGGUUCGAAAUCGCACCCAGGAGAAUGAUGGCCUAGCUUCUAGCGGGCCAGAAUUACACUCGGGUGACUUGUAUCUAUGUUCAGAAUCGCAGAAUGCUUUCCAAGGCGCAUUGGGUGGUGUCUGUGACGGACUCGACCUUGUACUUGGCCCGGGUCCUACUACACGCGCAUUCGUUUGCAUCCGUCCUCCAGGCCAUCACUGCUCAGCAGACUUCCCCUCGGGAUUCUGCUGGAUCAAUAACGUGCACGUCGGGAUCUCAUAUGCAGCUACUCAGCAUGGAUUAACGCAUGCCGCUAUCCUCGAUUUCGAUCUGCACCAUGGCGACGGCUCCCAGGAUAUCGCCUGGGACCAUAACCGGAAAGCAUGGUUUGCUUCGCGCAAGUCGUCACCUUACGAAAAAACACCUAUUGGAUACUACAGUCUUCAUGAUAUCAAUUCUUAUCCUUGCGAAGACGGCAAUCCAGACAAAGUUCGUAACGCUAGUGUCUGCGUUGAUGGUGCACACGGACAGUCAAUUUGGAACGUCCAUCUUGAUACAUGGGGAACCGAGCCAGAAUUUUGGAAACUGUACAAGACCAAAUAUGCUGUUUUGAUUAAUAAAGCCCGUACAUUUCUUCGAAACCAUACCAAGCGACUUACUGAAAAUCCAACUGGACCCCCUCCGAAAGCUGCGAUCUUCAUUUCUGCAGGAUUUGAUGCAAGUGAAUGGGAAGGUGCUGGCAUGCAACGGCAUAGGGUUAAUGUUCCGACUGAAUUCUAUGCAAAAUUUACCGCGGAUGUGGUUCGGAUGUCUGAAGAAGAAGGGUUAGGUGUCGAUGGGCGUGUUAUCAGUGUCCUGGAAGGCGGUUAUAGUGACCGUGCUCUCACCAGUGGUGUUCUCAGUCAUAUUGCUGGGCUGGGAAAUGCGUCUGCAGAUACUCCGCCUUCACGAAUGCCCAGCCUUGCUGCUACAUUGACCAAGGAAACCAUGAAGCCUAGCCAGUCGGAGUAUGAUAUUGACUGGUGGUCUCCUCAACAUCUUGAGGAAUUGGAAGCGCUCGUGGCUCCGCCAAUCAAAACUCGUGACAAAUCUGCGCCAACCUUCUUGAACUCGACUCGCUCAUUCUCAGCCAAGGUAGUUACGCCGACAUGGGAGCGCAAGAAUUUUGGAUCCUACCCAGGCCUUGAACCUAGCCUUCCCCCUCUGCCAGAUGUGGGUUGGGCAACAGCCGCGCAUGAGUUAUCAAAGGUGCUCAUUCCGGAGGAUCGGCAGACUAUGAGCUGCAAGCCUGAGGAUCUCAACGCCGCAGCUUCUCGUCAACGGCUUGAGCGGCAAGUUGCGCUUGAUGGCGGCGUGAUGAAUCCAGCGAUCAUCCCCCCCCCCCUCCAGCCCCUAUUGACGAUAAACGGCAACUUCGCGUGA
This is a messenger RNA of Penicillium angulare, 2298 nucleotides long. Its product is annotated as histone deacetylase hosB. The transcript has a single exon. Gene Ontology annotation, molecular function: histone deacetylase activity. Gene Ontology annotation, cellular component: nucleus. NCBI's taxonomy places the organism in Eukaryota, Fungi, Ascomycota, Eurotiomycetes, Eurotiales, Aspergillaceae. The record is from RefSeq and is a predicted model, not a curated record. Bases 1 to 2298 code for a protein of 765 amino acids.